Messenger RNA from Vigna angularis (adzuki bean), 849 nucleotides. RefSeq lists its product as uncharacterized. Gene Ontology annotation, molecular function: sterol binding. The record is from RefSeq and is a predicted model, not a curated record. Gene Ontology annotation, biological process: intracellular sterol transport. Bases 221 to 652 code for a protein of 143 amino acids. NCBI's taxonomy places the organism in Eukaryota, Viridiplantae, Streptophyta, Magnoliopsida, Fabales, Fabaceae. The transcript has 4 exons.
AUCCAACCAAACAGGUCGUAUGAGAAAGACGUGCAUCCUGUUACUUAUUCCAUAUCUUUCAAAAACAUUUUCCAUGGAGUUUCAGCUUCACCCAAAGCUCAACUUUCUUUUAUGCUUAUUCAUCCUUACCCUUUCAUUUACCAACGCUCAAGCUACUACCUUUGGAUACUGCGGUUAUGCAUAAUGAAUUCACAGCUAAUUGCGCCCAGUUACUCAUGAUAUGGUCUCGUUGAACUUGAGUGAUUUUCUUUUUGUGUUUAAUUUUCCAUUGAAAAUUUAUGCAGCUGAUGUGAACUAUGUCGUGAAGGUGUCUGGAGUUGAAAUCACACCAGACCCUGUUGUUCGUGCUAGGCCUGUAACCUUCAAAAUUUCUGCUGCUACUGGUGAAGCUAUUUAUGGAGGAAAGUGGGAAAUUACAGUUUCAUACUUCGGAUUUGUUGUCCAUAAGGAAAUCCAUGAUUUUUGUGAGCAAGUAUCUUGCCCUGUUGCUACUGGCAAUUUUGUGGUUGCUCACACCCAAAAGUUGCCUGCAUUUGCCCCACCGGGCACCUACACCGUGGAGAUGACACUAAAAAACGAAAAGAACAAGCCAUUAACUUGCAUCACCUUUAAUUUAAAGAUCGGUUUGGGAUCUUUUCUGUCUAAUAUCUGAAGUGGCUGGCUACGGAGCUACUUUGACAACUAUCUAAAUGAUCUGUGGAUAAUAAAUUUAUAUGAUAUUUGAGUUAUAUUUGAAAAUACCAUGUUUGGUAGAUAUAUUGUAAAAAUACGGAAAAAACAAUACUCAAGAAAUGUAAUUAUUGUUAUAGACAAAAAAGAAGAAGAAAAAGCACAGGUAUUAUUGUUUAA